Messenger RNA from Candidula unifasciata, 154 nucleotides. NCBI's taxonomy places the organism in Eukaryota, Metazoa, Mollusca, Gastropoda, Stylommatophora, Geomitridae. The record is from the annotation of a GenBank genome assembly.
AUGGCGUCUACAGUUCGAGUCUUGUUCACAGUGUUAACGGUUGGCCUCGGAUGUUACCGCUGCGGUGACUGCAGGCCGGAUGGAGAAGCAGAAACAUCUGUUGACAACAUGCAAAGAGCCAGUUAUGGUACAGAUUGGUUUACGUUACGCAAUG